This is a messenger RNA of Gigantopelta aegis, 608 nucleotides long. RefSeq names its product PCNA-associated factor-like. Lineage: Eukaryota; Metazoa; Mollusca; Gastropoda; Neomphalida; Peltospiridae. Gene Ontology annotation, biological process: translesion synthesis; regulation of cell cycle. Gene Ontology annotation, cellular component: nucleus. The transcript is spliced from 4 exons. Gene Ontology annotation, molecular function: chromatin binding. The record is from RefSeq and is a predicted model, not a curated record. The coding region runs from base 113 to 442 and encodes 109 amino acids.
UAGUUCCGUACAUUUUGGCGGGAAAUCUAGUGUCAUUACAGAGCGCCAAAAUUCAUGAGUACGAUAUAAAACAACUAAACUAUUUUGUUUUACUAAGCCUGUAAUUUACACGAUGGUGCGAACGAAAGCUGACGGGUGUGCGGCAACUAGAAAGGUUGUCGCUGCUCGUGCUCCAAGGAAGAGUUUAGGAAGUUCCAACUCUGCGUCUGGCAGCAGCAGUUCAGGAGAAUCGCCCGCGGGUAAAGGUAAAUUUGCGGGAGGUAACCCGGUGUGUGUGCGACCGACGCCCGAGUGGCAGAAGGGGAUUGGAGGGUUUCUCGUAAAGAAGACCAAUGACGACAAAGAAAACGUAGAGACGGAAGAAGCUGCCUCUGGGUCAUCCAAUCACGUCGAGUGUGUUGAAGAAACAUCGGGGGCAUCAGGAUCCAGUAAAGAUGACUGAGUCUGUGUCUACCUGAGAACUGUGUAUAAUGAAAAGUACUGUAUAGAAACUACAACCAGCUCUUCCUUAGGAGGAUUUCAACUGAUCACUCCGUUUGGAAACGUGUUUGCCACUGCCAACCUGUAUAUACGUUGUUGUGAAUUGAGUUAUAAAAUUUUCAUUUGUG